GCCCAUCCCGUGGAGACAUGGCGCGCUCUCUUGUCGGAUUGCUGGUAGCGGCGUCUUGUGCUGUUCUGUCUGCGUCGGGCGCUGCGACUCCGUACGUGCUCAGUAAGCGGGCUAUAUCGCAGGACGUCUAUGACGAUCUCCUGUGGUACUGGCAGUACGCUGAUUCGACGGCGAUCAGCAACUGCGCGAAGCCGAACGGAAACGUGUUAAUCACGGAGUUUGUGAGCAACCCGCUCAUCGAUUCGGAAGGCUUCAUCGCACGGGAUGACAACCGGAAAGAGAUCGUCAUCUCCUUCCGCGGAUCAACCACUAUUCAGAACUAUAUCUCGGAUGUAGAGCUCGUUCUCAUUCCUUACGACAUCGCCAACGUCACCGCCCCAUUCGGCACACUCGUUCACACUGGAUUCUUGACGGCCUACAAAGCGGUUGCGACCGAGCUAUUGGCAAAUGUUACCGCAGUCGCUACAGAGUACCCGGACUACGCCAUCGUACCACUUGGUCACUCGCUUGGAGGGGCAAUUGCUUCAAUCGCCGCGGUCUCUCUCAAAGCUAGUUUUCCCGACCGCCCGAUGCGGCUCUAUACGUACGGUCAACCGCGCACUGGAAACGCCGUCUACGCGACAUGGGUCAACGACAACUUUGCAGACAACUCGUUCAGAGUUGUGCACAGAGACGAUUGUGUACCCCAACUGAUAGUCGAAGCUAUUGGCUACCAACACCACGGGACUGAAUACUGGCAACUCACGGAUCCGUCAUCACCCGGCAAUUUCGUGCACUGCGCUGCCGGUGGAGAAGAUCCGACAUGUCAAGACUCCGUUCCUCUGACGUCGUUGAAUUGUACGGACCACGUCACGUAUAUGGGGAUUCCUACUGACACACCGUUUUGCACUUGAAGGCGGUGCGAAUCGGGUGUUCAUGGACGCUUUGACGAACAGAAACUGAUUCCGUGUGCACUAUACCUUGAGUGAACGUACGAAUUAUUAUCAUGGCUCUGAGAAUACUAUGACGAUGUCGACGAAACACAAAAAUCAAGAGUAGCUUUGGCGGAAAUACGUGAGAAAUCUGCUUAGUCACACAUAAUUUUGGGUCCUUUUGUGGGAAUUAUGCAUAGUUAUCCUCCAUAUAUAGUUAUUUAUUC
Punctularia strigosozonata HHB-11173 SS5 is the source of this 1138-nucleotide messenger RNA. Its product is annotated as alpha/beta-hydrolase. The transcript has 10 exons. NCBI's taxonomy places the organism in Eukaryota, Fungi, Basidiomycota, Agaricomycetes, Corticiales, Punctulariaceae. Bases 18 to 893 code for a protein of 291 amino acids. The record is from RefSeq and is a predicted model, not a curated record. Gene Ontology annotation, biological process: lipid metabolic process.